Suncus etruscus (white-toothed pygmy shrew) is the source of this 726-nucleotide messenger RNA. RefSeq names its product fibronectin type III domain containing 9 (gene FNDC9). Gene Ontology annotation, molecular function: protein binding. The record is from RefSeq and is a predicted model, not a curated record. NCBI's taxonomy places the organism in Eukaryota, Metazoa, Chordata, Mammalia, Eulipotyphla, Soricidae.
AUGGUGAACGAUGCUGCUUUGGAGCCGACCAGGAUAAAUCUUGAGGUGGGGAACGUGUCAUUCACAGGGACUGUCAUCUCCUGGUCUCCAUCCAAACUGUGACUGGCAGAUUUCUACCACGUGGCCUACAGUCCUUCUUGAAAGAGCAUCUUCUUGAGAUUCCUGCACUUCAGCUUCCAGGACAAGAAGGUGCCUCGUACCAUCCGCUCUCUGCUGCUGCAGCAUCUGGUACCAGCCACACUCUACUUCCUGUGAGUCAGCUGUCAGUGGGCAGCUGUCCACUUGGGCCACCACUGCACUAUGUUCCAUAUCCUGUAUAAGACACCACUGGUACCCAGGAGCACCCUGGUGGAGUCCGAGCUCUCGCUCUGGGUGCUCAUGGCCAUCCUAUUGGCCUGCUUCAUUGCCGUCUUGGCCUUCAUUUGCCUGCAGUUCUGGUGCAUCCGCUGCCACGAGCCACGCUGGUCCUACCGGGCUGGCCACAGGGAGGAAGCUAAUGGGCUGGUACAGUUGCCUGAGGAGGUGCCAGCGCUGGAUCAGCAGGAGGAGGAGCCACAGGGUCUGCCCUUGGUGGAGAUGGGUCCCACAGUGGCAGCCAAGGCAGAGGAAGAAACUGGGGUGGACCAAGAGGCUUCCAAUGCAGAAGCCUUAGCAAGUGAAGAGUGAGGGCCAUUGGCCAUUUUGUUUCAUUUGGGCUAGUGAUAAAGGGGUAGAAGGGGGACCUGG